AAUUGUCAGAUUUUAUGCAAGGCAAGCACUGCAAAUUGUAAAUUAUUUUUAUUCGUGCGUCUGUGAAAUCUUUUUACAAAUUUAAACAAAAUAUUUAUUCAUAUUAAAUAUAACAAUAUGGCUGACUCUCCAAGUGAACCAAGAGCAAAACGGCAACGCGUGGACAAAGAAGGGCGCUUCGCUGCGCUGGAACGGCUAAGGAACCUGAAAGGCAGCAAGCAUAAGUAUGAAGUUAAAGAGGAAGUGGACGAUGUGUACGAAGUGGUGGAUGAGCGUGAAUAUGCGAAGCGAGCGAGGGAAAAAUACGGAAAUGAUUGGAUUGAGGAUGAUGGUACUGGCUAUGCCGAGGACGGACGCGACUUCUUCGAGGACGAAGACGAAUACUCUGAGGAAGAAAUUGAUGAUAAAAAGGACAAAAAUAAGAAAAACAGUAAGAAACGUCCACGCGAAGGCGAUAAACCAGUGAAGGGGAAAAGUUCCAUACGCAACCUGUUCAGUAACGCCGUUCCCAAGAAAACCAAAGUAACUUCGUUGGCGGAAGAUAACAUAUUGGCAGAUAUUUUAGGUGAAAUGCAUGGAAAUCCCAAGAGUUCUACUUCGAAUGGCAUUAAGAAUGCUUCAGAGACUGAAGUGAAAUCAACAGGUGUUAUAGCGCCUGCCAGGAUUGUAAGUAAAUCUACUAGAAAAUCAGAUGCCGCGCUUGCCAAAGAGUAUAUGAAUAGUUUCAUAAAUAAUAUUAAAAUGUCUGAACCAGUAAAAAAGCCCGAGGAAGCCAGUGAUGAUGAAUUAUUAGACCGUAUUCUCAAACCGAAACAAACAGUAGCGAAUAAAAAGUCUGUAGAAAAACCGAAAGUCAAGGACGAAAAAGCAGAGGCUGCAAACCAAUCAGAAGUACAAGUGGCGAGUAAAAAGUCGGUAGGAAAACCUAGAUGCACGGACGAAAAAACAACGGCUACCGAACAGUCAGAAAAGCCAGUGGCAUUUAAGAAGGCAAGUGUGGUGGUGACUGCAGAGAAGCCAGUAGAGCACAAGAAACCCGAAAAAAACGUAGAGAAGACCGCACCUUUAAAAGAAACAAAAACGGCUGAAGCUGAUUUUCCUGACGAUGAUAUGGAUUUCAGUUGUUUGCAGAGCGAAGAAAAUCGAUUUGAUAAAGUUGAAAGCGUAUCGAAAAAAAAUGCAGUUAAAAAACUAACUUUAGCCCCAGCUAAAGAUGCUGACGACUUGCAGAACUUAUUAAGUAACUGGGAGCAAAUAUGUCAAAUGGACAAUUUUGAAGCAGAAAGUGCAAAAAGCGAAAGCAAUGCAUCGAUGGGUUCGAGUGCGCCAGACACCUUAAAAUUCUGGUAUUGGGAAGCUUGGGAAGAUCCGAAUAAAUGUCCGGGUGAAGUUUUUCUUUUUGGACGCACCGCAGAAAAUAAGUCGAUUUGUGUGCGUGUGGAGAAGAUCGAUCGCAUUCUGUAUCUGCUGCCAAGAAAAUAUUUGCUAGAUCCAAUUACGAAAGAACAAACUGGUAAACUUGUCCAACUGAGCGAUCUUUAUAAAGAGUUUGAUGAUGACAUCUCCGUCGAGCUAAAAUUGGAUGGUUUUCGCUCACGUAAAGUUACUAAGAACUUUGGUAACCAUUCAAUCGGCAUAGAUGUACCACAAGUUUGUGAUUACAUGGAGAUACAUUACGACGGCAAGAAGCCUCCACCAAAUUUAAAGAAAAAAUACAACUCGAUUGCACACAUAUUCGGCGCUAACACUACUGCAAUGGAGCGCUUCUUGCUCGACAGAAAAAUAAAGGGUCCUUGCUGGUUGACAUUGAAUCAAUUCCGUGCGAACCCAGCACCUAUAAGCUGGUGUAACACUGAUGUUAGCGUCAGCGAGCCCAAGGGCGUCACACUUUCCGAAGAUCCAAAACCACAACCACCACCACCACUUACGCUCCUCACGCUAAAUGUACGCACUGCACUCAAUCCUAAAACUUUGAAAAAUGAGAUUUGCAUGAUUUCCAUGUUAGUGCAUAACCGAUUUCACAUCGAUCGACCUGCACCGCAGCCGGCUUUUAACAGAAGCAUGUGCGGCUUUACACGUCCCGUGAUGGCCGCAUGGCCCUACGACCUCAAAGCAAAGUUGGCACAAUUCAAGGCAAUCAAUGUGGCAAAGCACGACAACGAGCGCGCACUGCUAAUGUGGUUCCUGGCCAUGUACCAGCAAAUUGAUGCCGAUUUGAUUGUAACAUUCGAUGCUAUCGAUUGUCAAUUGGACGUGAUAACCGAUCGCAUCGCAACACUCAAAGUGGGGCAAUGGUCGCGUUUGGGUCGUGUGCGCUUGUCUGCGUACACUAGUGGACGCAAAUGGCUCGAGCACUUUGCCGGUCGGAUGGUAUGCGAUGUGAAAAGAACAGCAUCUGAGGAGAAAAUCAAGGCGCGUUCAUAUGAUUUGCAAACGCUGUGCCAAGCAGUUUUGGAAAUUAAGGAAAACGAACGAAUGGAUGUGAACGAUGAAGAUUUAUUGCAAAUGUUUGAAACGGGCGACGGUGUGCUGAAACUGGUAACACUGACUAUGCAGGACGCUGCUUAUGUACUUCGCAUGAUGUAUAAACUGGAUCUGUUGCCUUUGGCACUACAAAUCACCAAUAUUUGCGGCAACACCAUGACACGCACGCUGCAACAUGGACGUUCCGAACGCAUUGAGUUCUUGUUGCUACACGCCUUCACUGAUAAGAACUACAUAGUACCUGAUAAAAAGAAGCGUGAAUGGAGCGAUAAUAACAACACAAUCAUUGAUGGUGAGGUGAAUGAUACGACCGCCGCGGCCGCAAGUAGCGGACGAAAAAAAGCAGCUUACGCUGGCGGCAUGGUAUUGGAUCCUAUAGCAGGCCUCUAUGAUAAAUACAUUCUACUGAUGGACUUCAAUUCCCUGUAUCCCAGUAUAAUACAGGAGUAUAACAUUUGUUUCACCACAGUGCAACAGCCUUACAACGCUGAGGAUUUGCCACAAUUACCUGACCCCAGUGUAGAGCUUGGUAUACUACCCCAGCAGUUGCGUCGCUUGGUGCAGUCGCGUCGCGAGGUGAAGAAGCUGAUGGCCAAACCAGAUAUGCCACCAGAGCAGCUCAAACAGUACGAUAUUCGUCAGUGGGCGCUCAAGAUUACUGCGAAUGCGAUGUAUGGAUGUUUGGGUGCGGGGCAUUCGCGCUUUGCCGCACAGCAUUUAGCUGCGCUAGUAACGCACAAGGGCCGUGAGAUACUGUUGAAUACAAAGAGCUUGGUACAAAAGAUGAACUACGAAGUGGUGUACGGUGAUACCGAUUCCAUAAUGGUGAAUACAAACAUACUGGACUACGAUCAAGUGUUCACAAUUGGCAGUAGUAUCAAGCAGAGCGUUAACAAAAUGUACAAGCAAGUCGAAUUGGGCAUCGAUGGCGUCUUUAGUUGUUUGUUGUUGUUAAAAAAGAAGAAGUAUGCCGCUGUGAAAGUGGACAAAAACCCGAAAACUGGUGCACUGGUUAAAGUGCAGGAGCAAAAAGGUCUUGAUAUUGUACGCCGCGAUUGGUCGCAGCUCGCAAUUAUGGUUGGGCGUAUUGUGCUCGAUGAAAUCCUCUCAGAGAAACAACUCGACGAAAAAUUAGAUGCAGUGCAUUCACAUCUCGAAAAGAUACGAGGACAAGUCGAAUCAGGGGCUGUGCCUUUGCCGAUGUACACUAUAACAAAGCAGCUUUCCAAAGCGCCAACAGAAUUCAAUAAUGCUAUCUCACAGCCCCAUGUGCAAGUAGCGCUGCGCAUGAACUCAACACGCAAUCGUCGCUAUAAAAAAGGAGACAUGGUGGACUAUGUUAUAUGUUUAGAUGGCACAAAUAAUCCGGCCACACAACGCGGUUAUCACUUGGAUGAGGUAAAGUCCAGCGAGACGCUAAAAUUGGACACACAAUAUUAUCUGGCACACCAGAUACAUCCGGUGGUGACGCGCAUGGUGGAUGUGUUGGAGGGCACAGAUGCAAGUCGUGUGGCCGAGUCAUUGGGUUUGGAUCCGAGCAAAUUUAGAGCCGCUGCACAAAGAUCCCAUCAAGAACGCACCGAAGAUACAACUGGUGAAUCGCUUGUAAAGACUACCUUGCAAAAAUAUCGUGAAUGCGAUAAGUUUAAAUUUGUAUGCAUUGCCUGUAAAGCUGAGAAUAUCGUCGCAACCGCUUUUCGCCCGAAUGCAUCAAAUUCAUACGACGCAGUGCUACAAAAAUGCGCUAACAGUGAUUGCAGCACUGCCCCUUAUCAGUACAUAGUAGCCAUACGUAAUCGCUUAUUGCUCAGUAUACGCUCAUACAUUAAACGCUUUUAUCAAAACUGGCUCGUCUGUGAUGAUCCAUCAUGUAAUCAGAAUACACGUUUCUAUACGCAUGUGACGACGGGAAAUCGACCCAUAUGUCCAUUCUGCAAAACUGGUUCGUUAGUUCGUCAAUACUCUGAAAGGAAUUUGUACCAGCAGCUCAGCUACUUUCAGUAUAUGUUCGAUUUGAGCAAAUAUCAACAUAAACACGUGCCACUCACACCAGAAACAGAGGCUGCCUACCAAAUGCUCGUCGACACGGUGAAUCAGCAACUUGAAAAAUCGGCCUUCUGUACAAUAUCCCUGGGGAAAUUAUUCAGCAGUUUCAAGCCGCUUGAACAGAGUGACGAAAUUUCGCAUAAGAAAAUCGAGUUUUCACAAAUGGAAAUGCAAGUGGCCACUAGCCUUGACGACAAUUAAGUUUUUAACAAUAUUUUAUUAGUGGGCUAGUGUUGACCUAAGAAACGAGAGUUUUAAAUUUUUUCUUAAAUAAUUACUGUAUAAAAUAUUUGUAAGAGAAAGUAUUUUAACCCCAAUACUUGCUUUGCUAGAAACAAAGAACAAAACACUUUUUUCUAAACAUGUAUUUUUUUUUAUCUUUUUCCUAAACCUAAAUUAAGUGUUGUAUCAAACAUAAACACUUACAUACAUACAUUUUUUAAUCAUGUAAAUCAACUAGCACACUAAAAGUAAGCCAACGAAACAAUAGAUCGUUUAAUACAAUAUGUAACAACAAUUCUGAUAACAAAUAUUUUAGGCACACAAACACACGUGGCA
This is a messenger RNA of Rhagoletis pomonella (apple maggot), 5088 nucleotides long. Its product is annotated as DNA polymerase alpha catalytic subunit-like. The record is from RefSeq and is a predicted model, not a curated record. NCBI's taxonomy places the organism in Eukaryota, Metazoa, Arthropoda, Insecta, Diptera, Tephritidae. Gene Ontology annotation, cellular component: alpha DNA polymerase:primase complex. The transcript is spliced from 9 exons. Gene Ontology annotation, molecular function: chromatin binding; DNA-directed DNA polymerase activity; pyrimidine nucleotide binding. Bases 118 to 4731 code for a protein of 1537 amino acids. Gene Ontology annotation, biological process: DNA replication; mitotic DNA replication initiation; leading strand elongation.